Hylaeus anthracinus is the source of this 5586-nucleotide messenger RNA. Its product is annotated as transmembrane protein 115. Gene Ontology annotation, biological process: retrograde vesicle-mediated transport, Golgi to endoplasmic reticulum. Bases 2196 to 3284 code for a protein of 362 amino acids. The transcript has 4 exons. Lineage: Eukaryota; Metazoa; Arthropoda; Insecta; Hymenoptera; Colletidae. The record is from RefSeq and is a predicted model, not a curated record. Gene Ontology annotation, cellular component: membrane; Golgi apparatus.
GUGUAGACAUUUGCCUAGAUGUCCGUGGCCUGGAAGUCAAAUACUUGGCGUAGCCAGGCAAGGUCAAAGUUUUGAUGAAUAAGAAUUAUUUUAAAAUGUAAAAUAAUGAAAAUGUAUUCAUAUUGUCGGCGUUUUAAACUGACAAAUUAUGUGAAUGUCUGCGAGAGAGAAAGUAUGGGUAUUGAUGAUCUGAGAAUCCUUUGCCUGGCCACGCCAAGCAUUUGACUUCCAGGCCAUGGACAUCUAGACAAAUGUCUACACAGUCUCAGUUUGUGGUUGAUACACUAUUUAGCUUCAUUUCAUCGCCAAAGUGCGGAGCAGUCAGUUUACAUGAGUUGUCAUUAGGGUCUGAACGUCUGCACUGUUGAACACAGCAUUUUAGCUGCGCAUAGUUGGAAAGCACCGAAUUUGAUAUUAUGUUACACAGUGUCACCUUGCGCUUUACCGAAAAGGACUUUCAUGAACUGGCUGCUCAUUUCGAUUUCACAUCUUUUUCUACUUUCUCGAAUUUUUUGGGGGGGGAUCUUCGAUUUUUCUAUGAUUACUCUUUAAGUCCUCCACUUUUUCAUGUACUUGGCGUAAUUUUUUUACUUUUUUAAUUUUUGUACAAUUCGCAGUGCCAGGAAAGAUCGGCUGCCGAGCGGUCGGUGAAAAAGGCAUAGGAUGUUGAACCGCUACCGGUCGGUAAAAUGUUAAGAUUGUAUUUUAUAUUGCACUCCGAACCAGUCUGGACGUUGCCUAUCAGCUACUCAACGCUACUUUGUGGCAAAAACGAUGAUAUACAGACCCUCGUUUUAUUUAAUAUGAUUUUGGAACUAACAUAUUGUAGUCCGCCACCAUCGUAAAUCUGUUUUACCGACUGGGUAUGGCUACAAGCCAAUGGCGUCGAAAGUGUCAGUUAAAUACGGUAAAAUCUCACUUGUAACUGCUCAUAACUUCUGACCUAGUCUCGCCUUAAAACUAACAUUUCCGGAUUUUUCUUGACAAAAUCUACAGGAUUAUGUAAAAGAAACUUAAAAAUUUUAGGUCCGCCAAAGUAAAGUGCAGCCUUAAUUUAUUUUGAAAAUACCAUAUUAGGUCAUUGUAAAUAGGCAAAUCCUAGAAAUGUUAAUAUAAAUAACAAUAGAAAAUUUAAAAAAAUAUUCUUACUAUAGCAAAACUUUGAAAAUUGAACAAGUGUUUUUUUUUAUUUAAGCUUCUAUGAAACUAUAUGACAAAUGAGAAUUAUAUGUCGUUACAUAGAUUUAUACAUAAUAAAAUUUAUCUUAUAUCCGAGAGUAAACACAGAGUACUUGUUCUUAUUUGAACAUUAUGUUUCAAAUAUUUAGAGCAUUUUUUUUUAACGUAUAGAUUACACCCUUUUAUGAAUGUACAUAAGUGAGAACACGCUUUACUGUUGGGUUUAUGAACUAAGAGUCUUGUAUUCAUUGGAAAAAAUUAAACAAUUAUUAAAAAUUCAUUGUCAUAGAAAGUUUCAUCAAAAUAUUUCAUUGAUUUUGUCAAAAGCACACAAUUCUCUUUAUUUCUGUCACUGAAAAAGAAUUCGUCUGGAGCAAGUCAAGUGAAAACUACAAUUCAAUCCGAAGCACCUUAAAAACUUAACCCUUGAGUUAGAUUCAUACUGUUACACAUCUUUGAAAAUCAUUUUAUUUCUUGUUCUUUCAUCAGACUAUAACUCUGACUUUCUCAAAUCGAUUGCCAAAAAAAUCGUCUAUCAGUUUUUUUUUUUUAAUUAUAUUAUUUAAAGUCGCAUACCUCCUUAGGGUAUUAGCGAUCACAGCUGUAAGGUAUAUUUGGAUUUAAAUGGAGGUUAACAUAUAAUAUAUCAUGUUGAACUUAUAGUUUUAAUCAUUGUCUCAUAUGAGGUUAAUCAUUCCCAUUUCUUUUAGAAAAGUUUGAAUUUUAAUGAAUUGAAGAAGUCGUGAAUUGUUGUUGAAUAGUCCUUGGUUAUUUUUCUAUUUGUCCAGACAAUCAACGCUCUUCCAUAUACGAUACAUUUUUCAUAUUUACCAAACAGGGAAAUCGUAAUUCGCAUUUUACUGGCGAACCCAUGAAGACAUGAAGUGACAUGAAGGCAGUCAAUGUGGGUCUGAUAAACUUAUACUUGUAGCUUGUAGCAAACGUCAAGUCGCAGCUCGCAGCGCAAGUGGCACUUUGAUUCAAAGGAAAGAGGUUAAGGGGGCUGCUCGGAAGAAAUGGCAGCAAUAAAGGGCCUAGGUAGAAAUAUCCCCUAUCUGAGACAACAAUUCGCUGCCCUCUUAGGAAACACCAGUACCAGUGUGAAAUUCAUAUGCGUCGUAGUCCUGUUUUCCUAUUGCCUUUCCUUUUCCUCGGAAGCGGUACGUCUUCUGAGCGUGACACCAGGUCACUUACUGCCUCCAGCUUUUUGGAUAUGGACAGCGUUUACCUUCUGUUUCCUCGAGAUACACUUCUGGGAAGUAUGCGUGGACAUUGUCACAGUAGGGCUUUGCGGUAAAUUGAUCGAACCUCUGUGGGGUGCGAUGGAAAUGAUGACUUUUUUCGCAAUCGUUAAUUUUGGCGUCGCAGUCCUGUCAGCCCUAUUCUACUUAUUUCUAUACAUGUGUACCAAUGAUCCAGAUUUACUGUUCGACAUACACAUCCAUGGAUUGACUGGAUAUAUUGCUGGUGUUGCGGUAGCUGUGAAACAAAUAAUGCCAGAUCAUAUUUUAGUUAAAACACCGAUAGGAAAGUUUACGAACAGAAAUAUACCAUUAAUGGUUUGGAUUUUGGGAGUGUUAUUAUGGCUUUUUGGAUUAUUGGAAGGUACUAAUCCUACUAUGUUUCUCAGUGGUUUAUUGAUAUCGUGGAUAUACCUUAGAUUUUAUCAGAAACAUAACAAUGGUACGCGUGGUGACAUGGCAGACAAUUUUACAUUUGCAAGUUUUUUUCCAAAUGUGUUGCAACCACCAAUAGCAGUUGUGAGUAAUACGAUACAUGGUUUCUUUGUACGUAUUGGAAUUUGUAGAAAGGUAGUUAGAAGAUUCGAUAUGUCCAAUGCACCUCCUGGUCUGACUAUUAACCUUCCUGGUAUUGAUCCACAUGACAGUGAAAGAAGAAGGCAAUUAGCGUUAAAAGCUUUAACUGAAAGGUUAAGUAAGGAUCAUGCAAAGCCAUGGCAACAAGAUCGAACUAAGAAACAUUCUCCAAUUCCUCCUGCAGUUUCGAUUCCAAUACCUGAAUCUACUACACCUAAACCUCUUGCAUCACCUCUUAUCCCACAAGUUAGUGUAAACAUACAUAAUCACGCUUCUACUAAUACGUGAUUACAUCAAACAGACUGAUUUCAAUAAGUAUAUGUAUAAAUGUGUUAGGAAACUUCUAAAGAAAUUGUUUUUUGAAAUAUAUUGAUAAUAUGGCCGUUUCUAGUAAGAUCUUUCUGGAUAAGGAAAAAAACGUAAGAAAGUAUUAAUAGCAAAUGUUUUCAACAUUGCACAGUUAUCGAAAAAGCACUCAGCUAUUAAUUAUACCUGGAUAAAUCCAAAGAACAAAAUAUAAUACUCAAGCGGUGCCUUGGUAUUCAUAGCUUUUAAUCAGUUCUUAUAUCCAUCCUUAAAAAUCAGUCCUUAAAAACGUAAAUAUUGAGUUGGUUUGUUCUUUGGUAUUAUCAAAAAGUAUUAAGUAAUUUGGUGAAAUACAUUGAAUAUAACUACGCGUAUAUAUUUUAAAAACAUUUCGUAAAAUUUUAAUUAUAAAUUACAUGAAGAAAACAAACAAAUUUUGUUUCAAUUUACAACUACGGGGUAAUUAUAAAACGUAGGAUAUACGUAUAAUUUGUGAUAUUUUUAUUAUGUACUGUUAUGGUUUAAAUGAUUUUCAAAAUCUGUCUAUUUAUUGUAGAGCCAUAUUAACAAUAAUACAAUAUACAGUCUUUAGAGGAUUCUUAAGCAAAACAAAUGUGACGAAAUCAAUUUUUCUAACUUGUGAUUCUAUUUUCCAACAAAAUCGUUGUCUUGAAACUAAGAUCUAUGAACACUAUUUAUGUAACUGAGUAACAUCGAUAAGUGAUAAAUAAUGUAAAUGCUUCUAAUAAGAACAUAGAUGUCGAUGCUGCAUAAUUGUAGUAUUAUUUUAUCUUCGAUAUUGUUCAGUGAUAACUGGAAGAUACACGUGCAUUACUAUUAGUAGUGAAUAAAAAAAAACAGUCCAGCUUCCAGUAGAAUGUUACAAAAUAAUUUAAUUAGAGACAGAUUGAAUUUUGAAAAAAACGUUACUACUUCUUUAAUGCUAUUUUACAAAUUAUUUUAUACCAUUGGGAUUGCAAUUCUAUAUUUUGUACAGCGUAAAACGUUAAUAUAUAAUACAUACAUACAUUGAAAUCAGAUGAUUAUAGAACACAAAUAUUUGCAGCUUGUUUCAAAGUUAUGAUUUCUUUCUGUCAAAAAUAUUUUUAAAAAUAUAUUUUAUUUUUUUUAUAACAAGAAAUCAUUUUUAUCAGAUAUAAGUCACCGUUCUCAUUCUUUUUUUAUUUACAUCACUAUUUUUUUAAUGCUAUUAAUUAUUUUUCAAAAUUAGACAACAUUUAUUUGACACAAAUAAUUAACUGCGAUUAAUUUUUUCCAGUUUGCUUUUAGGAUCCUAUUUAUAUUUGUAUCUAAGUAUAUGCUACAGAUAAUUUCAAAUCCAUUCCUCAAAACUUUGACUUAAAUUUUCUUUAAAUCAUUAAGUAUAUUCAAUGUUUCGUUCAAUUUUUGUUUGACAUACCACACGAAUGAUGGAUAUAGAUCCAGUUGCUUUUUAAUUACAAGUAUUUAAACAGUGUGACAUCAUAUCAUAAUUAUUUUUCUACUUCGUACAAUGUAACAAUCAACAGCUGUGCCACAAAUACAUGUUACAACUUUUUUUUUGCCAUGUGUACCACAUUCUCAAACAAUUGUUAAACAUUGAUCACUAUAGUUUAAACAUAUUAUUUAAAAAAAAGUAUAUAUAUAGAAAGGUGAAUGGAAAGUAGUUCAUAUAAAUGUAUAGCAAUGUGGAUAUUUCAUAUAUAAAUUGUAAAUACAAUGAGGCAUGAUGUAAAAUGCGAAGGGAACAAGACUCUAUAAAGAUGCAGUGAUUGUAGACAUAUUGACAUGUGUGUGAUAAUGGAGUAAGAUUAAAAACUAUUUUUAUGUAUGACAUAGAUAUGUCGUUUGAGAAUGUAUGUUAUCCACAUUUUGGCCUUCCACUUAAAUAAAAUUUAUAUAAAAAAUUUUUAAGUACUUUUAUUAUAAGAUUUUUAGUCAAUUAAUAUUUAUUAUUAUAAAUAUGACUAGAGCUGAAAAGCGAAAGGCCAGAAUUAAGUGUGCGGAUAAAUGAAUAUUUGUUGAUUUCACUAAAUAUAUUUUAAGUACCCAAUGUAAUAAUUACACAUUAUAUAUAUGUACAUGUUAUAUAUAAUGAGUUUUGUACAUACGUUAAAAUCGUUAAAUCCUGUACAAUAUUAAAUUCUACCGAAAAAUUUGUAUUCCCUAUUUUCCUAUAUCGUAUAUGGAACGAGAUAACGAAUAUUAACUGCUUUGCAAUAUAUGUAAUAAUAGAAAUAUUAAUUUGGGCUAUUAAUAUUAUAUUGAAAAUUUAAUUUAUAUA